CACAAAACAAAAUAAGGAAUUAUUCUAGGACAACUGGUAGUGGUAUAGUUUGAUGUCGAUACUUCAAAGGAGAAAUAAAGUGGAAUAGCACAACCAUGUUGAAGACAAAAAGUCAACUUCCUGUACAAGGAACUAAUGACAGUAGCAUCAUUAGCAAGUUCUCCAUGGCAUCAAGGGGUUACUUCUGUGACAAGUUUCUCAAGUUUUUUGCUGCUAAGCAUCAACAUCGGUCACCGCUAAUCAAUCGAGGUUACUAUAUUAGAGCCAAGGCAAUGGAGAGAAUGUUUCAUCAGUUCUUCCAAACAGUAUUUGGAUUUCCUGAUAUACAGAUUAUUUCUCUGGGUGCUGGGUUUGACACAUCCUAUUUCAGGCUGGAAUCUGAAAAAUUUCUUUGUGGUACUAAAUUCAUUGAGGUGGAUUUUGAAGGUGUAAUAACCAGAAAGAUGACAUGUAUUAAUUCCCAUUCUAUACUCAAAGACAUGAUGCCAGAAGAUACCUCAACAUCUAGUAACAAAAGUAUUAUAUUUCAAGGAAGAAACUACAUUCUGAUUGGGGCUGAUCUUAGAGUAACCUGUGACCUAGACAAAGCACUAGAAGAUGCAGGAAUAAGUUUUGAAUCUCCAACUCUGAUUUUCUCUGAAUGUGCAAUGACAUACAUGGAAGUGGAGAGCUCUAACAGACUGAUUGAGUGGGCUGCAAAAAAGUUUCCAAAUGCUGCAUUUGUUACGUAUGAACAAAUCCACCCAGAUGAUGGAUUUGGUUUGAUCAUGCAGAAACAUUUUCAGUCACUUGGAUCUCCGUUAAGAAGUAUACAGACAUUCCAAACUGAAAAAUCACAAGAAAACAGAUAUAAGAAUCUGUGUUGGACAGAGUGUUACGUACUGGGAAUGAAUCAACUUUUUAGCAUGCUUCCUUUGGAGGAGCAGAAGAGGAUACAAAGUCUAGAAUUAUUCGAUGAAUUUGAAGAAUGGCACUUGAAGUGUUCUCACUACAUCUUAGCAUGUGCUUCUCAGGGUGUACUAGCCAGUUUUAGUAAGGCCUUGUGUUCAGACUCUUGCAAAGAUAAGCAGAACAAAUAUGAGCCUGUAAUUAGUAAAAGACUCCAUUGGACAGUAUAUGAACAUGGCAGUGAAUUACAGAGGUUUGGGCAACAAUGUGUGCUCCUUCCAAAUGGACUGGUGUUGACUUGCGGAGGUUUUGGCAUUCAAGAUGGCAAGCACCAAAGAUUAGGAGGUUGCUUACUGACAGAUGUGACUACUAAAACCUUUCAGAGUUGGAAGCUGGAACUAGAGGGCCAGGGACAUCACAUGGGCCAACGGAUCCAUCACUGUACUGUACUCUUAAAUGACCAAAAGUUGGUGGUGAUUGGAGGACGUUCUUCCCCAAGUAAAGCUUAUAAUGAAAUUCUUACCCUAAAAAUAAAAAACUCCACGACACAGACAUCAGGGAACAUAGUAUCUGCAGAGACUCGCUUACUGACACCUCAGUGUUCAAGCACAAGUUCAGAAUCUCCAUCUGCACGAUGGCGUCACACAGCAUGUGUAGUAAAACUUGGAGGUAUAGAGAAGAUUAUGGUAUUUGGAGGAAGAGCUCCUGGAUGUAAAGUCUUAGCCAGUUGCUUCAUUUUAGAAACAGAAAAGUGGACAUGGGAAAAGGUACCUCAAGAUCAACCUGAUGCACCUGGUCCAAGGCACUCGCACAGCUGUGCAGUGUGGGAGUCUGUGGUAGUGCUUAGUGGUGGAAUAGAUUCGGAAGAACAACCAGUUGCAGCUGUGCAUACUCUUGAUUUGAGUACUUUAAAGUGGAAACAACUGUUUAUCCCUUCAUUUAUACCCAGGUAUUCCCAUACAUCUCAUAUUUGGAAGGAUAAUUUAAUUCUUGUGGGUGGAGUCAACACACUACCUACAGCAUCCCCAGGGGUGGGAGUAGUGGAUCUUCAGACUUGUCAGUAUUGUGAAUGGCAUCUUCCACUUCAAAAUCCUUUAAGGCCCAUUUUGCUGCAUAAUCAUUCCAGUGUGCUACAAGAAGAGAGAUGGAAAAUCUUAAUCUUUGGAGGAGGAGGAAACUGUUUUUCUUUCGGGACUCACUUGAACUCCUGUGUGAUAGAAAUAGAUCUGCAGGAGUUAUGUGGAUGAGUUUGUUAUCAUCAUGCUUCUGUUAAGCAGUGACAGCUGAAGAAGGUAUGAAUUGUGAAUUAGCUCUCUGAUUUCAAAUAUUCAGAGCCUAGUGGUUAGUGUGCCAGAUGGAGAAUCUAAGGGUAUAUAGCUUGUAUCAUGAUGCCAUGAGAUCACAUUUUAAGACCAUUGACUAAGAUGCCUUCCCUUUAGCCUCAUCAGUUCUGGAUUAGCGAUGGAUAGCAAAGACAACCCUUAUGAAGUUUGCCACAAGUAUCUAAUACAAGUAAAACAAACUCAUAAUUUCAUGCUUACUAAAGCAAUAUUUUAUGACAGUCACUGCUGCAACUUGAAGCUUAGCUUUAGGUUGGAACAUAUUCUGGCUGUAGUUGUCUUGCUAUGUAACUGAUGUGGAAUUAAUUUACUAUAGCAGAACAAUGGACAGCUGUCACUGUGAGUGGAAAAUUAAAAAAAAAAAUUAAUGAGAUUAUCUACUUCACUUGUUAUGAACAGUUCAGAAGAGUGUGUGAAUUGGAAACAAGUGCAACUCUAUGAAACAUUACUUUUGUAGAUAACUGCAACCAUGGAACAGUGUCAACAACAUCAAGUUUCUUUAAAAAACAUUAUGAAAUAUGCCCUUGUGUUAAUCAUAACAAGUACUGAACAAUGUUUGUUGUAAUGUAAUGGAAGGUUCUAAUUCAGUGAAAAAAGAUUUAAAUAUCAUUGUCUAAAACAACCUGAUACUUUAUUUUUAAUUCUGCUGAAUAAAAGAAAACAUUAAAUUCUUUUACAUACAGUUCUUGAUUAGGUAUUCAUAAAUCUAAAAAUAUAGAUUUUUUCCACUUACCUUAAAACACAGUAACUAUCACAUAAAUACCAUUUGCUGAAGAUUGAUAUCACUUUGCUGAAGAGUGAUAGUAUAGUAUGAUUGUGUGUUGAAGUAUAGUGCCAUGAAUGUGACAGUGUAUAUUGUAUCAUGUUGCUGAAGAGCAUUACCAUAAUAUGGUGUGUUGAAGUAUAGUGCCAUGAAUGUGACAGUGUAUAUUGUAUCAUGUUGCUGUAUAGUGGUACCAUAGUAUGAUUGUGUGUUGAAGUAUAGUGCCAUGAAUGUGACAAUGUGUAUUGUAUCAUGUUGCUAUAUAGUGGUACCAUAGUAUGAUUGUGUGUUGAAGCAUAGUACAAUGAACAUGAGUGUACUGAAAAUGUGUAACAUGUGUGAGAUUGUUUUGAAGAAUGUAAUAUGUGUAAAAAAGUAUUAAAUAAUGUGGUAUGUGUAUGAAAAUAUUUUAAAGAAUGUGAUGUCAGGGUUUUAAAUAUAUUUUUUUAAUAUACACAACUUUCGUACUCAAGUGACCUGGAAAGUUUAUUUAAUUAGUUGAUAGCAACAACAAUAUAAUACAUUUCUUAAAAAAAUAUAUUUAUAUACAUUAAACAAAUACUUGAAUAUAUUAUAAGAACAUCAACUAUAAUGAUAGAAUACAAACCUAAGUAAAUCAAUAAGUAAGUUAGCGUAUAUUCUUUUCACCAAGUAUAGAACAAUGUAGACUUCAAAUAAACUACUAUUGAUUAUACACUAGUAUACAUCUCUUAUGUAAGAGCUGCCAAAAUAUAAUUUAUUUCAGUUUGAUAAUUUUACUAAGCACUUUUAAUGUUCUCAGAACAGAUAUCAAUAAAGCUCAAUUAAAAAUUUUAGGCCUGAAUAUGAUUAAUAAUAAAUUUCUUCUGUACAUGAGCUUCUGGCACAGAAAUAAUACAUAACUUGUAUUAAGACCUUUCAUAAUAGUAGAGUUAAUCUUUCACCUACAGAUGAAAUGUGCAACAAAAUUAACACUUCACAUUAAUGCUGUUUAAAUAGCAGAUAUACUGCUUCUAAUAAUUGAUGUUUAUCCAUGAAUGACAUUUCAUUCUUUAUAUUUAUCUUGAUGUUAUUUGUUACAACACAGACUUGUGGAGUGUUAUUCAACAGACGUUCUUAUUCUGCACACAACUCUCUCCUAUAGCUAUGCUGGGGAAUUUAGUAAAAAGUUAUCAUACAGACACUUUCAUCCUAGCUGACUGUCAGAUCAGUAUAUUGUAAAUACAGCUGUGGAUACCCCUUUAUAAUAGUAAAAGUAGUUGGACAUUUCCUACUUUAUGCUAAAAUAUGAAACAUUUGUGUUCAUGCUUGCAAUGUCUUCUUGUUUAACUAAGUUCUAAAAGUAGUUUAGGGUUUCAUCAGUUGUUUGCUGGAGCCUUCAGGUUGUUUUGUAUUAAUAGUGGUAACAACAGAUUUGAGCAAUGACUCUGACUGGCAAAGUUUCCAUUUGUGAUAUCCUUAACAUGUAUGUUAUUGGAUGAAGCUGGAGCCUCAUUCACUCCAGCUGCCAUUGGCAAUGUUUCUAAAGAUCUUAGACUUGAUACUCGCUCAACUGGAGCUUUAUUUGAGUUCUGGUUCUAUUGUUGAUUCAAAUUGUUCUUUGGCUGUUGCAGAGAAUUAACAAAGAUGUCAUGGUCUGGGUGGUAAUAAAUUGGAAUAGAUUCAGAAGACUCCUGUCGACUUUGGCUGUUGGAAUAUGUGUGUACACACCAGAAUGUUUCUUCCCCAGAUGUUUAUUUUCAAUAUAACCAUCAUCCUUUAGUGCCAGUAGAGUCUUCUAUAAGACAGUUGGCUGGACCAAAAGCUUGAUUCUUCUGGUCUGUCUGGAUGAAACUUGUUUCCCAGGUUUUUAGGUGAGAUUAUUGUACUUGCUGUAUAUUUGAGUAGUAUUAAAGGCUUAUCUUCCAGGUCUAGGAACUUGUCCAUGGUAUCCAUACUGGAUAUGGACUGCAGUUAUGUUUUUUCUGUGCUUGGACUAGUUUGAUGUGGGCAUGGGAAUAAGAUAAUCUGCAGAGUUUGGUGACAGCAGGUCAUUGUAAGGUUGAAAACCUAAAGUGACCAUACAGAAAUAUUGUAAUAGCAUAAAAGGCUUUGAAUUCUUUUCAGGUUACAUCUUCCAUAAACCAGUAGGUAGGGUAGGUAACUUAUGUAACAGUACUUGCCACAAUUGGUGCUAAUAUCGCUCACAUAGUUUUGCAUUUGCUGUUAAGACCAUUUUAAAAAUAUAUAAGAUAAAUUUAUUAGUUGUCAAUAGUUUGAAGAAUAUUGAGCAUGUAAAUACAUUGCUUUGUUACAGCAUUAAUAGUUUUACAUUAAGUGUAGCUAAAGUAAACCUAAACAUUUUAUAUAAUAUAUAUCCAUAAACAUAUUUGUAAAAAAUUAUAAUGUUAAAUUUUCUACUUGGCUUAACUAGAUGUUAAAAAUUAAAGUUAGUAAAACAUUCAUUAUAUGUGUAUAGAAAGUAUGCAGCUCAUGUGUUUUGAAGUUAGAUAGACUCAACAUGUGAUAAUGAGUCAGAGUGAAAUGUCUCCAUGGUGUUAAGGAACCACAGAUGGAAAUGUAUAGGACAUACUGGCCUACGGAAGAAUAGAAACAUCUUUGUCAAAUGUAUGCAAUUAAGUGUAGUUGAAAUCUGUAUAGAAUCCUUACUAACAUUGCCCACCUUUGUAAAAUACAUGUAAUACAGAUAAAUAUAUAUAAUUGAAGUAACAUAGCAGUAUUACUGCGGACAUACAAUGCUAGAACCGGGUAUUGAAACCCGUGGUGGGCAGAGCACAGAUAGCUCAUUGUGUAGCUUCGUGCUUAACCACAAACUAACAGUUGAAAACCAAAGUGUAAGUUAUGAUCUCAUUCAAAUAAUGGAUAACAACAGAUUUGUUAAAAUCCUACGUACAGUAUAAUUGACGUU
This is a messenger RNA of Limulus polyphemus (Atlantic horseshoe crab), 5878 nucleotides long. Its product is annotated as tRNA wybutosine-synthesizing protein 4-like. The transcript is spliced from 18 exons. Lineage: Eukaryota; Metazoa; Arthropoda; Merostomata; Xiphosura; Limulidae. The record is from RefSeq and is a predicted model, not a curated record. The coding region runs from base 96 to 2135 and encodes 679 amino acids. Gene Ontology annotation, molecular function: protein binding; tRNA methyltransferase activity. Gene Ontology annotation, biological process: tRNA methylation; wybutosine biosynthetic process.